Molecule: messenger RNA, 1644 nt
Organism: Guillardia theta CCMP2712
Lineage: Eukaryota; Cryptophyceae; Pyrenomonadales; Geminigeraceae
Exons: 6
Coding region: 1-1644 (547 amino acids)
Source: RefSeq, a predicted model, not a curated record
AUGUACUACAGGUACCAUGGACGAUGUGUGUAUGACAUCGAGCCAAAAGAUUUGGGUCCACUUCAAGUAUCAUUUCCUGACAUUCAGAGCAAUGCUUAUCUCAAUGUAGAAGUUCACACAUGCGCAAACUCCGAAUGUAGUCAGUGGAGCUACAACGGUUGGAUAUCAGGAACAUCCAUGAACUUGUGGUUGCCAGAUGCUCAGAUAUACCAUGCUGCCUUCAGAGUCAACGUGUCGAAGAUGAGGAUUUCAUCUUACGAUUCUUUCUUGCUCAAAUAUGGGCCUGUCGUCCAUGACGUCUGCGGCGAUGGAAUCCAAGAGGCUUUGGAGGCUUGCGACGACGGAAACUUGAUCGAUGGGGAUGGGUGCUCUUCCAAGUGUAAGAAAGAAUGCAUAGCAGCAAACUGCUGCUAUUUCCAGAUGUCCGCCCUCGAGAUCUUUGCCAAGAGAUACGAGGACGAAGUAGCUCCUGGCGCCACAUGUGCCUCGUUUGAGAUCAACGACAACAAUAACGUCAUGGGGGACAUGGAGCUCGCUGUCGUCCCAACACAUAUGAACUUGUGCGCUGUCGACAAGCAGCAAACUUCUUGCGACCGACUCGAGUUGACGUCGGCUGGCAAGACACAAGUGUUGCUCAACGAGUUUCAAGUCUUCCGUGGUCGCUCCCUCACCCUCCACUUCUUCUCCAACGUGAACAAUCGAAGUUCGCCCUUUCCCUUCAACCUCUCCUGGGGAGGAAAGUCGAAGUCGAUCUGCGGCAACGGUCUGCGCGACUGGACCUUCCGCAUGCUCACAUCGGUGAACUGCACGUCGACAAAGUCGUUGAGCUACACGUCAACGAUCAACAAUGGGAUGGGAGGAGUUUGGUCUCAAAACUACUGGAUGUCUUCUUGCAACGUUGCAAUCUGGCCUGUGAUCAACACAACUGGUCCGAUGUAUCUUCUUGUCGAAAUGGCUUCGACGUCUCUUUAUGGCGGGUCCAUCAUGAACGUGACGUUGAACCGCAACAACAUUCCCUUCUCCUCCCCUGACUACAUCAGGCCGACUUGCGGAUCGACAGUUCCGAUUGUGCUAACAAAGAUCGCUCCAGACAUGCAUGGACCCAAGUUUUCGCUUCAGAUCAACGUGAUGUAUCCCAACUGCUGGUACUGCAGCUCCUAUCACACGUGCUACUACAUCGACGCCGUCGCGUAUCUCGCCACUGCUGACGUCUUCGAAGAAUGCGACGACGGGAACCAGAUGGAUGGAGACGGCUGCAGCAGCACGUGCACCGUCGAGUCAGGAGGGACCUGCAACAGCAGCUUCAGCAUCGGGUCGCUGCAGGCUGGUCCGGACAACCAUCCGUGCUCGCUGGUUGCUAGCAAUCCUUACUUCUGCUUUGUGUACGAUGAGGUCAACCUGAGGAGUAAUACAGCAAGCUUGUUACGAUGCCAACCCAAAGGGUGUGAAAUAUUUUUGACAAAGAUUGAAGGGUUCGAUGUUGAGCGCCUUCCACAGGUACACCGCAAGAACAAGCACAAUGCCAAUGAAAGGGGGGAAGGAGAGAGGAAGGUUCGCAGAAAGCUGGAUUUGGCCAAGGCAAAGGUGGUGGCUGCUGCUGGUGGUGGUGCUGUGUCGAAAAAGAAGAGGAAGGGAAGGAAGUAG